Messenger RNA from Silurus meridionalis, 4343 nucleotides. RefSeq names its product retinoic acid receptor, alpha b (gene rarab). Gene Ontology annotation, cellular component: transcription regulator complex; nucleus. Bases 648 to 1982 code for a protein of 444 amino acids. Gene Ontology annotation, molecular function: zinc ion binding; nuclear glucocorticoid receptor binding; RNA polymerase II cis-regulatory region sequence-specific DNA binding. The record is from RefSeq and is a predicted model, not a curated record. The transcript is spliced from 8 exons. NCBI's taxonomy places the organism in Eukaryota, Metazoa, Chordata, Actinopteri, Siluriformes, Siluridae. Gene Ontology annotation, biological process: retinoic acid receptor signaling pathway; cellular response to corticotropin-releasing hormone stimulus; regulation of transcription by RNA polymerase II.
CUUGAAAAAGAAAAGAGGCGGAAAAAAACCCCGGACACGAUCGCGGAGUGAGACCCCGGAGUGCGUGGUCGUGUUUUUUUUUUUUUUCUCCGGCGUCAUGCAAAAGGAAACGCGAUAUAAUAAUAAUGAUGAUGACUGAUAGGAAAUAAAGAAGAGAGAGAAAAAAAAGAGGAAAGGAGGAAGAGGAUGACGAGGAGAGAGCGCGCGCGGACCGGCCGGUGUGCGCGGAGAAAAUAAAGGACGAACUUUGUUGACCUCGCGCGCGCUCAGACAGAGACUGAGGAUUAAAACACGAUCCUGCACGUCGGAUUUUUUCCCCCACGCGCACACACACACACACACACACACCGGUAGCUCGGUUUAACCCCGGUAACAUAUUAUUUUAUUCCGUUAGAAUAAUAAUAAUCUUUUAUUAUAAGGGCGUCCAGGCGCGCGCGCGUCGCGAGCGGUUUUCCGAGGAUGCGUGUCGCCGAGUCGCGUGCGUGUGCGCAACAUUCUUCCACGCGACACCGCGAGCGAGUUUGAGCCCUAAACACACACACACACACACACACACACACACUCUCUCGGUAUCUCCUGUCACGGCGUGUGAGAUCUUUUAAACCGGGUUUCUUCUGCAAGUCCAGGGUGCGUGUUUUUUUUGCACCAUGUAUGAGAGCGUGGACAUGGUGGGUUUGACCCCGAACUCGUUUCUAAACGUGGAUUAUUACCACCAGCACCACCAACGCCAGCAGCAGCAGCAGAAGCGCGCAUGUCUGAUCCCGGAUAAAGGGAUUUCGAGAUCUUUCGUCUCCUGGAGCUCCUCUCACUCGGUGGACACUCAGAGCUCCAGUUCAGAGGACAUCGUCCCAAGUCCUCCAUCUCCUCCGCCUCCUCCUCGUGUCUAUAAACCCUGCUUUGUUUGUCAAGACAAAUCAUCAGGAUAUCACUAUGGAGUCAGCGCCUGUGAGGGCUGCAAGGGUUUCUUCCGCAGAAGCAUCCAGAAGAACAUGCUGUACACGUGCCACCGAGAGAAGAACUGCAUCAUCAACAAGGUCACACGCAACCGCUGUCAGUACUGUCGCCUGCAGAAGUGCCUGGAAGUGGGCAUGUCCAAAGAGUCGGUGCGGAACGACCGGAACAAGAAGAAGAAGGAGGAGAAAAAGCCGGAGUGCUCGGAGAGCUACGUCUUGAGUGCCGACACGGAGCAGAUGAUCGAGCGCGUGAGAAAAGCUCACCAGGAGACGUUUCCUUCACUGUGCCAGCUUGGAAAAUACACCACGAAUAACAGCGCUGAUCAUCGAGUCGCUCUGGAUGUGAAUCUGUGGGACAAAUUCAGCGAACUGUCCACUAAGUGCAUCAUCAAAACGGUGGAAUUCGCCAAACAGCUGCCGGGUUUCACCACGCUGACCAUCGCCGACCAGAUCACACUGCUCAAAGCAGCCUGCCUCGACAUCCUGAUUCUGCGGAUCUGCACACGCUACACUCCGGAUCAGGACACCAUGACGUUUUCGGACGGACUGACGCUGAACCGGACGCAGAUGCACAACGCCGGCUUCGGGCCGCUCACCGAUCUCGUGUUCGCCUUCGCCAAUCAGCUGCUGCCGCUGGAGAUGGACGAUGCCGAGACGGGCCUGCUCAGCGCCAUCUGCCUGCUGUGUGGAGAUCGCCAGGACCUGGAGGAGUCGGACAAGGUCGAUGUCCUGCAGGAGCCGCUGCUGGAAGCGUUGAAGAUCUACGUGAGGAAGAGGAGGCCUCAUAAACCACACAUGUUCCCCAAGAUGCUGAUGAAGAUCACAGACCUCAGGAGCAUCAGCGCUAAAGGAGCGGAGCGAGUGAUCACUCUGAAGAUGGAGAUCCCGGGGGCCAUGCCUCCACUCAUCCAGGAGAUGCUGGAGAACUCUGAGGGAUUAGAAGGCAGCAGCGGGAACCCCCCAGGCAGCUGCAGCCCGAGUCUCUCCCCCAGCUCAAUACACAGCAGCCCAUCGACACACUCACCCUGAAUAUCUCACUCUCAUGCACACACACACACACAUAAGAAUACUUAUACACACACCUAUUCACACACACACACACGUUAAGAAUAAUCAACCUGAACCUGCUCCAUGACUCUGUACACACACGUGCAGUCUGUGGGUCUGGUUUUAGAACAAUGUGGCUGAUUUAGAAGCUUCACACACACACACACACACACAGGCUGAGCCUGAGUCACACUCGCAUUACAGGUGUGCGGGUUGGUGGUACUGCCGAGGUACCGAUCCGAUCGAAAGCAGCUUGCACGCUCGGUCAAAAACUCGGACUUGAUCUGAUUCGAAUCAGAGACACGAGAAGGACGUGAGAUCGUGGAACGUUUCCGAGAAAACUCUCCCAUUUCCCUAUGAACUUUAUAGAGCCGUUUUUCGGAUUUCCUCACGAGGAGACGGCGAUCUAGAGACAUGGGACGUCCGCUGUCCAAAUGUCAUCAGGGACAUUUUCUUUUCUUUUUUUUUUGUGUUUUUGUUUUCUUACGGAAUAUAUGAACAAUCGAGUAUCAUUCGAUGAUUGAAAAGAAUUUGUGUUGAUGCAGGAGAAAAAAAAGAAAAAAAACUCGCAUUUCUGCUUCGUCUUUGUCCCGCGAGUCGAACCCGGUUCAGUUCUGCUCGCUGUCUCGCAAUCGUCGUGGAUGUUCCGGUGACGUGGUCACGCCGUUCGACCCGCUCGAGCGUAGAUGAGCACGGGAGUCAUUAUGGGCUCGAACAAACGCAUUAUUACGCAAUGUUAAUAGAGAUUAGCGCUGAAGGAGAAUCCGGAUUAAAAGUAACUCAGGAGUGGACAAAUCAGAUUCGUUAUCUGGCUGCAUUGUUUCUUCAGAUUGGUGUUUGGUUGCCUGGGAAACCUGAGCGCUGGUAGCCGAUGGCGUGUAACAGCGUGCGCUGUACAGCUGCGAUUCGCAGAGACAUCGUUCAUAUCCUAUUAUGAUAACAGUUUAAAUCUAGUUUUACAUGAAGCCCAAAGCUACUGAUUUGUCCGCUCCGGAUGAACACACUAUAAGGUCAAAUGUUUGUGGACAUCUGAUUAUUACAACCCGAUGUGGGUUUUCUCCAAACUGUUACCACAAGAUGUUUUUUGUUUGCUUCAGCAUUAAAACUUUUCCCUCAUUUGAACAAUGAGACCAGAACCAGCAUGAAGAUGCCCCUGUGCACAAAGCCGGCUCCAUGAAGAUAUGCUUUUCAUAUGUUGGAAGUGUGUGGAAGCUAUCCCCACACCCCAUGUCCUCCUCACCUUCUCACAUACAUCAAUACCUGACUUUGAAGAAGUUUGUGGCUUAAUGAAGCUCCACAAAAUCCAGGGGAACAUCUCGCCAGAAGAUAGUUAUUAUAAGAGCAAACGGGGAUUUGGAAUGGGACGUUCACAAAGCAUGGAUUCGAUGGUCCGUUCUCCACAAACCUUUGGCCAUAUAGUGUAUUUGACCAGUGGCAGUUUAAGUACAAUUUCAGCAUGUUCACAUUUUUCAUAUCUUUUUUCAGUGCAAUCAAAGAAAUUCUUACACUGCCUCAUUCACACAACCACGACACUGCCUCGGAUUUUCUUUAUCAUCCACCGCCGCCUACAACACCACUGCCUCUGUGAGACAAUCACUCUUCCGGUAGCAGCGCCCCCCCAAGGAGCACGUGAGUGACACCGGACACGCCGGGAUCCAACGCCACAGUCAUGACUGCAGCGAGUCUGCUGGUUAAAGAGUUCAUUUUUUUCCUCCUUCCAAGACAAGAAGUUGCUGCAUACGAUCACCAGACCGGCCUUUGAACUUCGUCACAGAUUCGCGAUAUAUCACGGUUCUUACAUUCGAUCCCGAGCGCAGACUUUUACCCCUUGAACUGUCGCCACCAUGAGGAUUUCAAAGCUACACGUCUCGCUUCCUUCCAGUCCGGCUUUCCGCUGUCAACGAAUCAUCACUGUACCCGUGUGCAAUACCUCCUCCUCAAAAAAAAAACAAAAACAAAAAAAACCGAAUCAAAUCGCUUGAAAGACUUCCACGUUUCACUUUGACUAUGCACGCGACUUGCACAGAAACUCCAAUCGCGACGUGUUUCGCUUCCUCCGAACGUUCUUUCUUCGUGUUCCGUCAACGUGGAGCGUGACAACGUGAGGACACUGCCUGCGAACUUUCACUGCCAACGAGCCGCAUCAUUUCAGACGUCUCGAGACACGUCAAAGCGACACGGCGUCCAGCACAAAGACGUCGUCCUGUUCUGUUCUGUUCUGUUCUGUUUUGCUCCGACACGUGUUACACCUUCAAACGCACAAAUAUGGUUUCUCUUGUAUCAUGAACUGGAUGAUGAAAAUAAUCUUUAUUAAAGACUGAUGUUUUUUGUGUGCGUUUCUGA